ACGGAAUUUGAUUCCAAACAGUCAAGAAGCAAACUCAGCAACAUAAAAAUACAGUGCAGCGGUGCCACAAAAUCAGUUGUGCCUAAACGAUCAACCAGUGUAAACAUAAAAACGUAGCAAAAUCAAAUUGUGGAUUAUUAAAUAUUUUCUUAAUUAAAUCGUGGAUUAAAAAAAUUAAAUAAAAAUCAUGGCUAGUAUUUGCAUGACACCAAGAAAUUACCAGCAACAACAACAUUUCCAACUAAUGAAUGGAAAUUAUGUUUUGAUGCAACAACAGCCAACGCAAUAUGUAAACAAACUUCAAACAAUUGCGCCAACUCCAACUAAAGUUUUGGGCAACAGCAAUUUGCAGAACAUACAAUCCGGCGUUGGACCCAUGCUAAAUAAGAAGAAGUACACUUAUGCCAAUAUGCCUUAUGGUGAGCAAUUGCCUUCGGUAGCACGGCGUAACGCACGUGAACGCAAUCGUGUCAAACAAGUGAACAAUGGUUUUGCUAAUCUGCGUCAGCACAUACCGCAAUCAGUGAUCAACACAUUAUCAAAUGGUGGACGUGGUGCUAGCAAGAAACUGUCCAAAGUUGAUACAUUACGUAUUGCAGUUGAGUACAUACGAGGUCUGCAAGAUAUGCUAGAUGAUUGUAAGGAUGCGAACGAAUCACAUUUAGACGAAAACAGCAACGAUGGCUUGAGCUAUGGGUACUCAUCAAUUGACAGUCCAGCUGAUGCGCAAUAUCAACACCUACACUCCUACCACUCUGACGCAUCAGCUUCACCCGCACCAUCAUUUAGUGAUUCUGAUAUAUCUAUUGGAGGUGCAAAUAACUAUUUGCAACCUAUAAAAUUAGACGACACACAGCAUUCAGAUUUGCAUUUUAAAUUCGAACCAUUCGACAACUACAGUCAACUUAAUAAUGAAGAUCAACCUGAUGAUGAUGAAUUAUUGGACUAUAUUUCCUCAUGGCAAGAACAGUAAAGUCAAAGGAAACAUUUGUGAUGUGAUGCUUGAAAUUAACCCGCCUUAAAGAAAAAUAUGAGACAAAAUAACCCAGUGGCUGCAAUUCAGUAUUGUCAACUGCAUCUUUUAGUUCCUGUUGCAACAAUCUGGCUCAACUUUUGAACACUAGUCAAGGUGUUUAGUAGUCUAAAGUAAUUGAAAUGUAUAUUCUGUAAAUAUUUGUAUGAGUGCAGUGCCUUGAGUAUUUUUAAUUGUAUUAAUUUUAGUUCUUAAGUUUA
Teleopsis dalmanni is the source of this 1233-nucleotide messenger RNA. RefSeq names its product achaete-scute complex protein T3-like. Bases 188 to 973 code for a protein of 261 amino acids. The record is from RefSeq and is a predicted model, not a curated record. Lineage: Eukaryota; Metazoa; Arthropoda; Insecta; Diptera; Diopsidae. The transcript has a single exon. Gene Ontology annotation, molecular function: protein dimerization activity; RNA polymerase II transcription regulatory region sequence-specific DNA binding; DNA-binding transcription factor activity, RNA polymerase II-specific. Gene Ontology annotation, biological process: regulation of transcription by RNA polymerase II; developmental process.